Messenger RNA from Rubroshorea leprosula, 1420 nucleotides. Lineage: Eukaryota; Viridiplantae; Streptophyta; Magnoliopsida; Malvales; Dipterocarpaceae. The record is from the annotation of a GenBank genome assembly.
CCUCUUGUAAAAGUAUUUCUUACAUAUGUUUAUUGAGGGUUGAAGAUGUUGUUCUGAAAUUUGAAAGCUUGCACAUGAAAUUUGAGAUAACACCAUCAUUAGAAUCAUACAAGGAGCUCAUUAAGUUUUGCUGUAGUUCACGUAAGGUGCAACUGGCUCUUGAUAUCGUUAACCAGAUUUCUCAAGACAGUUUGAACUUGUCCAUAGACAUGCUAAAUUGCAUAUUGCAUGCUAUUGAAGAGACCAUGAGUGUAAUUUGUGCAUAUGCGAUGCUGAAUGAUUCAAGGAAAAUGAACGUUAAACCUGUAGCUGGCAUGUAUAAUGCUAUAAUGGCAGGAUAUUUUCGAGAGAAGAAAAUUUCUGCUGGGUUGAGGGUUCUCAAGCAAAUGGAACUUGACAGUGUAAAACCAGAUCCCCAAACUUACAGCUAUCUAAUAGCCUAUUGUGACAAUAAGUUCAUCUCUGCUGUCUCUUGCAUUAUUGCUACUUCUAUUCUUGUCAUGCUGCAAAUGGGGAUACCAGUUAAAAGCCUAAAUGAACUCAGAAGUGCUCUCGUCUCUGCUCUUGCAUCACAUGGGCAAAUGGCUGAUGCUGUAGACACAUAUGAAGAAAUCAAGCAAUCUGGAGGUGAUCUGGAGCCUAGAGCUGUCCUAUCUCUGAUGGAAUGUCUUCAUUCCGAGAGAGACUUGAGUCUUAUGCUUCAACUAUUAGAGGAGUUGCAUGAUCAAGGCUAUUGGAUUGAGGGUUGCUGCAGAGUUAUCUCAUUUUGUGUUAGAAAAAAGCAUCUGAGUACCGCUGUUCAUUUGCUCAAGCAACUCAAGGACAAGUUCUGUGAUGAUGAGUUGGCUGCAGAAGUUCUUUUUGAUGAGGCAUUUGCCAUUAUUGCCGAGGAAGAACCUGCUGAUGUACAGUUUGGUGUGGAUUUACUACAAGCCAUAAAGAGUGACAUAGGCAUUAGCCCUUCACGGAAAUGUCUUGAUUUUAUCCUGAAUGCCUAUGUUAAAGCAAAAGACCUGCAAAACUCUCUUUUGAUUUGGAAAGAAUACGAGAUUGCUGGCCUCAUAAUGAUGUAUCAGGCACUUUUGGCCUGUGGAGAUCACAAGUCAGCAGAGGCAAUGCGAACUAAAAUUCCGAAAGACGAUCCAGAUGUACGGGAUGUCAUCAGAGCAUUCCAAGCGACUUACCCCAAGUCAACAACACCUGCAAAGCCCAACAAGCGGCCGCAGCAGCAGGAGAACAAGUGAAACUGAAAGCAAAACACUAACUUGAACAGAAUAGGAUUCAACAUUCUUUGUCCUAGAGAAAUCCUCCAGGCAUUUUUUCUAGUAUUCUUCCUGUUAGGUCUAGCUCUUUAUUUUUGUAUUUAUGUUGAUGCUGCUUUUUCUCACCCUCCCUUUCUCACUAAAACGUAGUUUUUGAC